AACAGCGGAAAGGGCGCGCGACAUGUUGAACAUGGAGCAACAGCGCCGCGAGAAGCGGCAGGAAACAGCGGAGAAGCUGGCUGCGGAAUUUCCAAUUCCCAAAUGGUUCGACUUGUCACUUCCAGCUCUACAAGCAGGUGAUGCGACAGCGUCCGCGGUGGAAUCGUCCACCAAGUCACCGAUGAAACCCCGCGUGUCCCUGAUGAACAGCGCGGUGCAGCUCGACAUCCUUCGUCAACAGAUACAAACGGCAGGUCCUACGUCGUCGGUGGAUAAGCUACAACGACGAUCCACAAUGACGGCGCUCCAUCCCAAGCGAAGCAUGCCCCCGCCGACCCUUCCCCGCUUGCCCAACGGCGCAGACCAGUACGGGUUGUGGCAGAUUCACACGAGUCCGUCGAAACACGCUCCUCUGCAGAAAUCCAUGACGUCCACAGACAUGCUUCGCGUCAUGCAAGCACAGCAGCAGAAUAUCUCACUGAAGAAGAUCGUCGAUCCCUGGGCAACCGUCGACCCCGUGACAGCGCCGCGGUCGCUCAAGUCGCAUGCGAGCGGUGGUUCCCUUCGACAUCUGUCAUCCGUGUAUUCCAUGUCUCGCGGCGACGAUUCCAACAACUCCCUUCAUGCAGCGUUGGAAGGACUCCAUCCUCCCAGUAGACGCGCUUCCCAAGUCUCGGACCAUCCAUCGUCGUCGAUUGCACUCGAUGACGACAUCUUGGACGACUCGUUGUCUGAACAAGACGAUCGAAUCAACCAAGACGACAACAACCCCACAACCAUGACAUCGCAGCUAUCGACAUCGUCCACCCAUUUGGUGGCCAGUGACCAAAACACCAACAGCAUGGCAUGUCGUCGCCAAAUGUCCAUGCAGCAACAUGACAUAAAAGGGGCGGCGCUCUUGACGCUCGGGACACAGCGCCGCCAAACCAUGACGGACAUCAGCGUGUUUGCCGACACGUACUUGAUCAAGAAGAUCUUCAAGCGAUGGGAUGCCGUCGAGUUUGCGUUUUCAGGCGGAGACUUGAACCAGGCGCAGGUCGAGCGCGUGCUUCACACAAACGGCAUGAGCGCCACCGCCAUGGACAUGGAGCGCAUUCGCACGGAAAUACACCAGUACAUGGCGUCGCAUUGGAUGCCUCCAGCAGACGACGACGACGACCAAGGCGUAGAGGAUGUGACGACCAUUAACACGGACACGGUGCACGUCCACGUGGCUAGAAAGGACGCCGUCGCUGCCCAUUUCGGGCCACGGCUCAUCUCGUACGACAUGAUGCGCGACAUAUUUUACCCCAAGGACCCGUCAGCGAUUGCCACGUGGACGGCCGAGUUGGACGCCGAGAAGAAGGCGGCGGCUGCCGACCAAGCUGAGCGCGACCGACAGCUCGAGCGCCUCGAGCAAAAGAUCAAGCAACGGCUGCAGACAACAGCCCAGGGCAUGCUGCGGGUACUGGACCGAUUCGACUUUAUGCACACGACAUGGGCGAACGCGACAGUGCAAGCCGCCACGACCACCCAAUUGUUCAAGCUCAUUUUCCGCCAACGGAACCAAAAGCUCCUCGUACACGACGACACUGCCGACGACCAUCGAUCCGUGCCAGCCGUGCUGCAUGCGCUGCUCCAAACGUACUCCCGAAACCGAGGCCUGGAUGACAUGGACCUUGAAGAUGCCGCGCAUGUCUUUCACGACGUGGCCGCGACCGCGAUUCAAAACGGCGCCCGCCGGUACUUUGACCGGAAAGCCACGUUUUGGUUCCCCGAGCGCCAACAGUUCUUUGCGUUUCAGCUCAAGAAGCGCGUGUUCCGGGCAUGGCGGGGCCGCGCGCAGCAGCUGCAUCACCAGCGCAUGCUCGUGUAUCGCAAGUUUGUCGCGUGGCGACACCAUGUCGUGCUCGCGGCGCGGUAUCGGGAAAUGUAUCGCAUUUGCUUUUGGCCGUUGUACGUGUGGAAGCGAUAUGUGCAGUUUGUGCUGCUCAGUCGCAGCAAGUCCAUGUUUCUCCGCCUGGUGUUUCACACAUAUGUGCAACUGCGCAUCCUUCGGGGGUGGCGACGAUACGUGGCCAGAAAGCAAUGGGGUCGGGGGGUUAUCCAAGCUCGGAAAGUAGCGCGCAAUGCUUUGACAGUGGGGAGUAUCGUCACAGCGUGGCACGCGAUCAUUCAAGUGUCGGCUCGAUUAAAGCGGAUAUGGGAGAAGCGGGGAUUGUCCAUGCACUGGCAGACCAAACACUACACGAUUCAAGUGGCUAUGCACCUGUGGCGGUAUUACACUAUCUUGCGGCAGGACAUUCGCCGACGGAAAUAUGUGUGCUUUCACGGCGUGUUGGCCAAGAAGAACGACCCGUGGGACGGCGACAGUUCACACGAACAUGUGCCGCUCACACGGAUAAUGGAAUCACAUUUGGGGUCGAAAAUCAAACUCAAGAGCCACACCCACGACCUGGGCAUUGCCAUGUACAUCAAGUACCGGAAAAAGGAUCGCCAGGCUAUCCUGGCCAUGGCCAUGGUAUUCCAACGGGUAGCGCCUUUGUUUUUACGCAUCCUGGUGAUGCACCGAGAACGCCGCAAACGAGGUCGAUUCGCCACCGAUUUGGGGCUGUUUCGGCUCUUUGCGGGCCAUUUUUCGACGUGGGUGCGGUAUUUACUGUACCGCAAGCAUGAGGAUGCGCUCCGCCGCGCCUCGUCCAAGCGUCUGCGCGACCAAACUCAACCGGAUGCAUCAUCUCGUGAAGUCACCAAGGCAGCACCAGCUAACGAUGUCAAACCCAUGUCCAAACGUGCGCUGCAGUGGCGAGCCGACCGCGAAUGGCGCGAUGCAGGCCUCGCACAGGCAGGUGUGGACGCCGUGGACUUGGCCGUGAUGUUGGAAACGUUGGCCCUUGAACGCCUGGACAGCUCGCGACGGUUUGCUGACCGCGAAGCCACGCUGGUAGGCGUGAAAAACGCAGAGUUGCGGCUGCAGCAGGACGAAGAAAGCAAGUCCAACGGCAUGCGAUCGCAAUUGCACCAUUGUGCAUCCCAGAUUUUACACACGCGCGUGCGUCGGCUGUACGAAACGAUCUGUCGCACGUUCGAUGUGCUGCAAGACAUAGCCAAUCGCAUGCUCCUGAAAUCCACAUUCCGUACACUGCGCCUGCCUCGCUCCGACAAGCACGCGGCCAUCCUCUGCCGUCGCGCACGACUUCGCAAUUGGAUUCGGCUUGCUCGCUGUUUCGGGUACUGGGAGCAAAAUAUGGAGCGGUUUCACACACUCAAGUCGCUGUGGCACAUGUGGCGGACGUGGCUGGCAUUUCUUCGGCGUCGGGCGCAGUACGAAAGCCCGGGAUUGUCGCGCCACAUGAAGCGCCGUCGGAUGCUCGUGUCGAAAUUCGAAGCGUACUUGGUCGAACAAGAGUUUAUGCUGAUCCCGACUGUGCUGGGGAAAAAGCUCGUGUACAAUGCGUUCAAGGCAGUGUUUGUACGAUGGGUCGAGUGGACUCAGCUCACGUUUGCCACCAACGCUAUCACGCGGCAGUUUCGCACUAGAUCGGCAAUACGACGUCUCGGUCAGGUCUUCGUCGCGUGGAAGGUUCAAUUGAAGGCCAAGUACAUUGUGCUGCCGUCAUUCAGUGCCGAGAAGCGCCCGACGGCCGAUAUGGAGCGCGUGCGGUCGUCGCUGUGGAGCUUGCGCAAGCAUUUGGUGUCGAAACGCAUACGAAAGGUGCUCGGGGCGUGCGACCGCAAGCUCAAGCUGAGCGUGUGCAGCAACCCCACGCUCAAGCACUUGUUUGCCAUGCACUCCAAGGACAUCAUGAAACGACUCAACUUGGAAAACCGACUCAUGUUUGUAGCAUACAACGAACGCCAAGUCCACCACUACGAGGAACGAUUGAGCCCAUUGAUGGGUGGUGAAAUCGGUCAGCGUUUUGAUUAUGUGGAUGUGGUGCCAUUUGGGCACAUUCGCCAGCUCAACGUGAUCUGCGGCAAGAGCGUCGACGGCAUCGCAGUUCUCGUCAAGUCAUAUAAUCACACGGUGGAAGGCAAGAUCCACGGCAACCCAUUUGGCAAUAGCUCCGUCUUCCCCCUCGGACCUGGCGAGUUGUUGGUGGCUAUCGAAGGCUAUGCGACCCAAUCAACGAUCUUGGGCCUUCGCUUUGGCACCAGCCAGGGGCGGUGGUCCAAAUGGUAUGGCCGCGCCGACGCCGGCCUUCCGUUUCUGCUGCAGGGGGGCGACCACGAGGAGAUUGUGGGGCUGCACGGGUACGCCGCCAAGGACUCUGUGCACGGACUCGGCGUGUGCUUCCGCCGCACCACCGAGCACAACGUGUUUGAAGGGCUCUGGAUCGACCACAUCACACACAAGUUUGACUCAACCCACACGCCCGACGACGCCGCCUCCGCGCCACCCCCCGCUGCCACAGAAGACCGCAUCAACAAUUGCGAUCGGCAGUUUUCCUACUUUUUGCAAAUGCGGUCGUGCGACGUGUAUGCAGCGAUGGAUCGAUCGCACAAGCUGGCGCUUCGCAUGUGGCGGUCGGAGAGCAUCCCUGACGAAGUGAAGCGCCUGCGCAUCGUCAUGGCCGUGUGCCGGUGGUUUUUCAACGCUCAAGUCCACGGUCUGGUGGCCUUGACAGACAAGGAAAACGAAGGGCGGCGGAUCCUCCAAGAUGGCAUCAAUAUCCGCGCGAGUGGCGAGAAACUGCUCGCGGAAGGCGACGCGGUGAUGGCACUGGUCGACAAGUACAGGGAAGGCCGCAAGCAGCAGCUGAAUUUGACCUUGUUGGGGUUCAAGAAGAUCCAAGAGUUACGACACAACAUGGAAGUGGGUGACGACAAGAUCAAACGGGGCAAACAACUGAUUGCGGACGGCAACACGGAAAUCCUGCGUGGCAAGCAGUUGCUGCCCAAGAUUCCCCUCACAGAGCGCAUGCUGCACAACAUCCGAGGACUGUACCGCGUGGUGCAGACCAAAGACAGCAUGGACGCCAUGAGCGACGGCAUCAAGAAGCUGCUCCUGAAUGGACAGCCCAUCGCCACCGACACGACGUUGGUGGACCUGAAGGAGGUGGCCGAAGCCAACGAUAACGCCGCGUUCGACAUGGGCCAGGCGCGCGCCGAAGUCGUGUCCAGCAAGCUGCGGGAAACCCUCACUCGAGUCGCGCAAUAACAAUGUCCCAAGCAAGUGUGAGCUUUCUUUCGAUAUCAAAUGCGGCGAGAUACACGGGAAGCGGUGGAGAUGCUCGUCAUACUCUGGAGACUGCCAAAACGAAGCACACAAAUCGAGUCUGAACACAAUAAGCAUGUACUGUACAUGGAGCGCUGACGGUGUACGAGUAGCGGUGUACUGUACCGUUCUUACACAGGCCUAGGUUAACCCCAAUGGAUUUACGAGUAUAUAUAUAUAUAUAUAUA
Messenger RNA from Aphanomyces astaci, 5385 nucleotides. RefSeq lists its product as hypothetical. Lineage: Eukaryota; Oomycota; Saprolegniomycetes; Saprolegniales; Verrucalvaceae. The transcript has 21 exons. The record is from RefSeq and is a predicted model, not a curated record. The coding region runs from base 23 to 5140 and encodes 1705 amino acids.